Molecule: messenger RNA, 3170 nt
Organism: Etheostoma spectabile (orangethroat darter)
Lineage: Eukaryota; Metazoa; Chordata; Actinopteri; Perciformes; Percidae
Gene: itga6a
Product: integrin, alpha 6a
Biological process (GO): cell adhesion mediated by integrin; cell-cell adhesion; leukocyte migration
Cellular component (GO): integrin complex; external side of plasma membrane
Molecular function (GO): integrin binding
Source: RefSeq, a predicted model, not a curated record
GUGGAGCCGGAGCGCAGAGCCCGGCGGGGAACACAAGCAGCUACAGCCUUCAGUCAAACGGCACCGGGCUGAUCGGGGUCAGCGGCUCUUCAUUUAGGACUACUGGACAGCGCUGCAAUGCUGCUACUGCUGCAUGGAGGACCCUCUGCCGUUUAUGUAUUACUUUUAUUUUAUUCCUAUUUAUUGGAGCCAACUUUGGUCCUCGCCUUCAACCUUGACACCAGUCAUGUCAUCAGAAAAGACGGAGAGCCGGGGAGUCUGUUCGGGUUUUCCCUCGCCAUGCACAGGCAACUCAACCCGGAUGAAAGAAUGCUGUUGAUUGGUGCACCCAGAGCAAGAGCUUUGGGAAAACAGACAGCAAACAUUACAGGAGGCCUUUAUAAGUGUGAAAUCACACAAUCCAAUCAUUGUGAGCGCAUUGAAUUUGAUAGUAAAGAGGACGUACUUGUUGAGAACAAGGAGAAUCAGUGGAUGGGGGUGACGGUUCAGAGCCAGGGACCUGGGGGAAAGAUUGUGACUUGUGCUCAUCGCUAUCAGAGGCGCUUGUUCGUGAACACCCCUCAAGAGUCCCGGGACAUCAUUGGGCGCUGUUAUGUCCUGAGUCAGGACCUGUCCAUUGACUUGUCCUCUGAUGAGGAUGGAGGUAACUGGAAAUUCUGCGAGGGCAGAGCCAGAGGUCAUGAGAUGUUUGGAUCUUGCCAGCAGGGUUUGGCUGCCACCUUCACCAAAGACUACCAUUAUGUGGUGUUUGGAGCACCAGGCGCUUAUAACUGGAAAGGCGUUGUACGAGUGGAGCAAAAGAACAACACUUUGCUAGAGAUGGGAGUGUAUGAUGACGGCCCAUAUGAAGUUAGAGACGACCAUCUCUUCAACCCAGAGUUUGUUCCUGUACCUGCCAACAGCUACCUCGGAUUCUCCCUCGAUUCGGGACACAGCAUCACCAGGAGUCGUGGCCUGACGGUGGUGGCUGGAGCACCCAGAGCCAAUCACAGUGGAGCCGUGGUCCUGCUGAAGAAAGAGAACGAGGCCUCCGCCAGACUUUUGGUGGAACACACUCUAUACGGGCCAGGACUCGCCUCCUCCUUUGGAUACGACCUGGCUGUGGUUGACCUGAACGGUGAUGGAUGGCAAGACAUAGUUGUAGGAGCCCCUCAGUUCUACAUGAAGGACAGAGACAUCGGAGGAGCUGUUUACGUCUACAUUAACCAGGCAGGAAGGUGGGAAAGAAUCACUCCUGUCCGUCUAAACGGGACCAAGGACUCCAUGUUUGGACUGGCAGUGGAGAACAUUGGAGACAUCAAUCAAGACACAUAUGAAGACAUUGCCAUCGGAGCUCCCUAUGAUGACGGCAGUGCAGGAAAAGUCUACAUUUAUCACGGUUCUGCACAAGGAAUCAAAACCAGCCCUGCACAGAUCCUUUCAGGAAAAGAGCACAACAUGCGACUCUUUGGAUAUUCUCUGGCAGGGAACAUGGACUUGGACAGUAACUCUUAUCCAGACGUGGCUGUUGGUUCUCUGUCGGACACCGCUCUAAUCUACAGGGCACGGACAGUCAUUAGCAUCAGGAAAGAUAUCAAAAUAUCUCCAAAGGAAAUUAACCUUACAGUUAAAACCUGUGGUAACAGCAUUUGCUUUGCAGUGGACGCGUGCUUCACCUAUAAAGCAAACCCUGAAUCUUACAACCCAAGACUAACUGUCGGCUACUCUCUCGAGGCGGAUGGCGAUCGCAGGAAACAGGGGCUUCCUGCCAGAGUGACGUUCCUGAACAAAUCCCGCAUUGAAACAGACUACCAGUUUAACGGCACCUUGGAACUCCGUGGCCAAAACCAAAAAACAUGCAUCAAGAUAACAGCCAAACUGAAGGACAACAUUAAGGACAAGAUGCGCAGCAUUCCCAUCGAGGUGUCUGCAGAAAUUGCCGGUGCUAAGCGACAGAAGACGAGGCCUGGACGUAGCCCACAAUUGAGUCAUUUUUUAGUUUUUUUUGUUUUCUGUAUUUGCAGCAAGAACAACGGUCCUGUGUUUCAUCUAAAUCAUGAGAGGAAGGACUUAGCUCUACGUGUGACAGUCAACAACAUGAAUGAAGAUGAUGCUUACGAAGCAAAGCUGGUGGGGACUUUCCCAGAGACGCUGUCAUAUUCUGGAGUCCGCUCACAUCAAACAACGAUGGAAAAGCCGAUUAUCUGUACAGCCAAUCAGAACGGCUCUCAAGCAGACUGUGAGCUGGGGAAUCCUUUCAAGAGAGAUUCAAAGGCUAUAUUUUACAUCAUCCUGAGCACUGUGGGUAUGGCUCUCGACACCACAGAGAUUGACGACCUGCAGCUCCAAACAACAAGUGUGCAAGAAAAUAUUGCUCCUGUCAAAGUGAAGGCUAAAGUAAUCGUUGAAUUGCCGUUGUCGAUCAGUGGGGAAGCCAGCCCUAAUCAGGUUUCCUUUGGAGGUGUAGUGAAGGGAGAAAGUGCAAUGAAGACAGAAGAAGAGAUUGGAAGUCUGAUUACUUACACAUUCAGAAUAAACAACUUGUGGAAGUCUUCUGUCAGGGCCUCACUUCACAUUCAGUGGCCCAAAUGGAACAAAGACGGUAAAUGGCUUCUGUACCUGGUAAAGGUCACUGCAACAGGACUGGAGGACAUCCUUUGCUCUCCCGAGUCUGAAAUCAACUCUCUCAAACACAUCCAGGAGACUUCUGCGUCCAGGACAAAGCGUGAAAUUGGAGAAAGAAAAACUGUUGGCACAAUGUCCUCCCUGUCAGGCAAAAAAAAAGUUUUGACGUGUGACAGUGAGACCAAAUGUGUGGUGCUCAAGUGCCCCCUACAGGGCAUGGACGGUACAGCAGUUAAGCUGAGGUCUCGUCUCUGGAACUCAACCUUUAUUGAGGAUUACGCCUCUAUUUCAAAUUUGCACAUUGUUGUGAAGGCCUCGCUCGUCCUUCAUACAAAGGCUAAAAACAUGAUCCUGAGAACUCCUCACACUGAUUUUAUUUGUCAUCUUUUAAAACCCCUUUACACCCUUGCUCCCCUUCAGUGUGGUUUCUUCAAGAGAGCAUCAAAAGACCAAUACGAUGCUGCGUAUCACAAGGCAGAGAUCCAUGUUCAGCCCUCUGACAAGGAGAAACUCUCUGCUGAGGCCUGAUUUAUACUCUGAACAGCGUGUGGAUUCUUCAAACGCUC